GGACCACAGUAUGUUCAUAAUCGGGGCCGGUGUACCGUUGCUCUUCAAUGAAGAUUGUCCGAGGUUUUCCUACAGCUUUCCUAUUGAGUAAUUCACAUUAGAUAUGUACUUACAAAAAACUGGCUGACAAUCUGAAUUGGUUAUAAAAACAUUUACACAUCAUGUUGCUUUUUACUUAGUGAAAAAAAUGUGACGCAAAAUUUUGUAAUUGAUAUUAUUCAUGAGUCGAAUGUAUUUGAUAUUUCACGGUCAAAUGGUGAGACUCGGAAUUUGAUCUUCUGCAAUGACGAAAUUUAAUUCCAAGUAUUCUCACGCACUUAGAAUGUGAGUUACAUGUGAAAGUGAACAAAACAAGUGGUCUUUUUUUUAUUUUUAAUGAAAAAUUUUUAUUUCUUUAUUACUUUUUAUGGGCAUAAACACCUUUAAAAGCGUGUUGAGAAAGUUAGUAAGAUGUUCUUGAUAAAAAAUAGAGUGACAAACUAUGAACGAAUUGUAAUCAUCAAAUCAAUGGUUAACUAGGCCAUUCAUGUUAUGGAAAAUUACUAUUAUAUCCAUGUGAAAUUCAAGGUUGUAAAAAAGAUGACUGAACACAAAUUGAGAAUCGCAGACGUGCUAGAGACUAUUGAAUCAAAGUUGGCUUAUGUUCCUGGUGGAAGAGAUAGAGAAGGAAAGCCUAUACUUAUCGUAAAUAUUCCUACAGAGUUUCCAGAUGACUCAAUUACAAAUAUUAAAUUGGAAAAACUUAUUCGUUAUCUCCUAUCCAUUUUCAACGAUGCAUCGAGGCGAAAUGGAAUUUGUCUGAUAGUAGACGCAAGGAAAGGAUCUUGGCGAGAAACCAGAUCCUACAUCAGAAGGACUAUCAAUGCAGUGGGAAAAUAUGCAGCUCGCACAAUUGUAAUUCGAUCUGAUGGCUUUUGGGAGAAAAGAGUCGACAACUGCACAAAGUCCUGGAAGAAUGGAGAGCCAACAUACAUAUCUCUUACUAGAUUGAAUACAUAUGUAGAUUCAACUCAGAUUAGUAGUGAUUUAGGGGGAAUAAAGUACUAUGAUCACGCUGAGUGGAUUCAAAUACGAAUAAGAGUUGAAGAGUUUGAAAGAGAUGCUACAGAUUUGAUUAAUAAAUUAACCGAUCUCGAACAUAAAUUAAAAGACUACGAUAAAAUUAUUAGAAAGAAAGAACAAGAAAAAGCUAUAGAUUAUUAUUGGGAGAUUAGAGAAGAUUUAGAGUUGGUCGGUCGUUAUAUUUUACAUUCAGGAAGAGUAUUAGCAAGCAAUAUGAGUAUAGAAACUUCUCAGGAUUUUCAGGAUACUGUUAAUAACAUUCAUGAUAUUCUAGACGUGCUAGAAUCCAAGCAAACGAAAGUUGAAGACAUCUGGAGUCGUAUGACAACGAAUUUAAAUUUAAUGAAAGAAAUAAGUGAACUUGAGGAUGGUGUGGCAGAAGUUACAAACUGGAUUCUCGGUCCUGCAGAUGCAAUGCUAAAUUUUCACUGCAACGUAGGCUUUGAUGUUACGUCUUCUGAGAAUUUACGACGAGAACAUGAAGAAUUAGAAUUAGAAUGUCGGGAAACUUAUGGGAGAUAUGCUAAAAUCCUUCAUCGAAUUGAAAGCAUACCCGAAGAUUGUUUGACAGCAGAUCUCAAGUCUCAAAGAGAUUUCAUGGAUUUUGUGUGUAGAAGUUUCGCAGCCAGAUUAGAAAGGCGGAGAAAUGUUUUAAUUACUUGUCAAAGAUUUUUUCGUCUUGUAUCUGAAUAUUUCGAUAAAACCAGUGAAGUCUUCGAUAAAUUAAUCAUGGGAAAUAGAAACUGUAAUUUUUCUGAAGCAGAAGAAAAACUUAAGCACUUAGAAAGUAGCCAAUCAGACUUGGAAAAGCUUUUAAAAGAGUUAAUAAAAGGAGGCGAAAAGUUAUCAGACAUUCUAUUAAUGCCAGUUAAAGAUGCUCUAGGUCGAGAUUUAGAUAUUAAUUAUGGAGAAGAUAUAGCUAAUGUAAGAGACAUUCUAGAUGCUACGAAGGCUCGAAAAAAUAUUUUCAAUGACUCUAUGGAGUUACAAAAACUCACAUUAAAGCAAAUUAUUCUGAUUAAUGCGUAUGAAACUGAUGCCGAGCAAACGGUCAGGUGGCUUGUUGAACUUUAUAAAAGCUUGAUAGAAAAUCAUAUUGAUAUUGGUUGUAAUGCUAAUGAAAUUCAAUUACAAAGAGAAGAACUCCAGACUUUUCAAGAAACAGCACAGGGAACAUUUGAUUACGGUUGCCAACUAUUAAGUGGAGCACGAGUACUACGAAUUUCUUGCAGAUUGAGUUUAGAUUGCAAUACGAGCUUAUUCUCCCAACUACGAAAAGCUUGGCGGCAGCUCUGCUCAGUGACUCAGGAACAACUGACUAGGCUUAGAGUUUGUACAGUCUUUCACAGAAGUGUCUAUGAGCAUUGCAGUGCUCUAGAUGAUUUAAUUAGUACUGUUAGAACUUCAACAUCAAAUGUUAAACAAUCUGGAAAUGAGUUUCUACAAUCUUCAAAUUUUUGGACAGAAUUCUUAAAAGGAAUCUUGGAAAAUCGAGAAAAACUUUUGGUUAAUGUUGGAAGAACAGUUAGACUGGGGCGUCUGUUACGAACAAGAUUGAAAGAACCGUUAUACUCUCAAAUAAGCAGAAUGUUUAGUUUAGAAGAAGGAGAGGCAUCGCCAGAGCCAAGAAAUUUAUCUGCCAUCGAUGCAAUUUCUGAACGGCUUGCUGAAGUUACACGUCUUGCAGAAAAAUUAGAUGCGCGUUUGUAUGAAGCAGGAGCAAAAACACGAAUACCAAAAGAUGAUAAGGAAAAUCUUAAAGAGAAAAAAGAUAUUCCUUCUAAAGAAAUUAGUGAAGGAACAAAAGAAAUAUUGUCAGAAUCUGAAGAAAUUCGUACUGAAGAAUAUGUAACUGCUACAGAAUGUUCAGAAACACCGGUAGCAAGGUCUCGGAGCGAAUCAUUUGUUACCAUGUCAGAAUAUGAAGAUGAGAAUUCUGACGUUCGUAGAUUGGUCGAGAUUGAAGAGCACCAGGAGAAAAAGAUAUCUGAGUCUUUAGUAUCGACUGAUACCUUUGAGAAAGUUCAUGAUCCGAUCAUGAAUAAAAAUUCUAAUGUAAUUGUUGAUAUUAACCAGAAUGUUGAUGAUAAAGCGAACGUAAUAUCUAUUAUUGAAUCAAUUGAGGAAAAAGGAGGUAAAGUAGUCAAAGAAGUUACAGAAGUAACUACAUUGAGAGUCUCCCACGACACCAAGUUUGGAGUUGCUUCGUAUCAGCUCAUGUCCAAUACUGUUACGGAGAACAAAGAAGUCAAAAGUACCGAAGGAAUUCUUGAUGCAAGUCAUCAGUCACAAACAAAUCAUAAAAAUAAUCUUUCCGAUGAAAAAAAAGAUGCUUCCAAUUAUUCUAGAGAAGAAAUAACGAUCUCAGAAGUUGAGAAAAAAACUCCAGAAUUGGAAGACAGUCAUGCUUCUGAAAGUAGUCUAUCAAGAAUUGUAAAAGAAUCGUGUGAAUGUAAUAGUAAGAAUUUAAUAAACGUAAAAAAAAUAAAAUUCUUGGAAACGAAAGGUAAUGAUGACAGUGGAAUCGAAAUCACCGCAAAACAUGAUGAACAAAUAGAAAUAACUGAUGUAGAAGAAAGAGAAUUUUUUGAAAAGUUUCAAACGAGUGGAGAAUGGCUAAGGUUGAAAGUUCUGGAAGUGUACCCAGAACUGACAAGAUUAGGAACAACAGUUGAGGAAGCAAAAAAUUUGUCGGCUGCACAUGAUGAAGUUCUCGUACGUCUUCAAAGCAAACAGAGUCCAGUCGAAGAAUUAUUGAGACAAGCAGAUCAACUAAUUUCAACUCAAAGACCUCGUGCUGAAGUUUAUGCUGCUAUGGCUGAGAGUCUGGGUCAAACAUGGGCUAACGUUAAUUCUCUUCUAGAACUUCAAAAACAAAUUUUAGAUCAUAAUGUUCUUUUUCAAGGUCAAGCUGAGGAUUUCAAAGCCAACGCUAAAGCAUUAGAAAAAACUUGCAUUGAUACACUGUUGCCAAUAGAAAUAGAAGUAGUUAAAAAAUUCAUAAAUAGAAUUCAUGAUUUAAGAAAAACAAUGUUGAGUUCUUUAAUGGGAGCUUUACAAGAAGGCCGAACACUUUUGGAUUGCUUGAAAGAAAUAUCUAAUGAAGGAACACUUGAUUCAAGACCUGAUAAAAUAAAGGCUGAUGCCGAGAGUGCUGUUUUUCAAGUGGAAAAAUGGUUAGAAGAGCUUCACGACCAAAGAACGCGAAUAGAAUUAUUAUUUACAAAUAGAAAAAAUCAACUGGAACAAUGUUUAGCUUUAGCAUUACUCGCUACAGAUCUUCGAGAUCUUGAAGAAAUUUUAACUGAUAGAAUCACUGCUCUUGGGGCUAGUAGCGGUCAAUUAGGAGACUCUUCUUCAAGUGCAGAGCUGUUAUUAUUUGAGUUGAAAAAACUCCAAGCAGAAGCUAAAAAUCUUCAAGAUCGAGCCUUAAAAAUUACUAAAUCGACAGAAAAAUUUGUUUCAUCGAAACAUUUUGCUGGAGAACAAGCAACUGAGCAAGCAUAUGAAAUAUUAGCCACAGCAACAGAUUAUAUUAACGAUUUAGAACAAUAUGAAGGUCUUUUGAACAGAGCAAUACCAUUUUUUGAUUCAGCUAGAUCGGCAUUUACAAAAUUAGAUCAACUUGAAAUUCAACUAGCGACAACAGAUUAUCCACUAUAUUCAACUCCACUAGCUCGUUUCCAUGCCCAAGCUUCAACUAUGCUGACGGAAGUCAUUACUAGUCCUUUGGCAGAAGGUUAUGCUUUGCUCGAUGUUACGGGAAGAGGAGCGCCCAAUGCAGAUGGAAUUAGAAGAACUGUAGAAGAAUUAGAGAACAGAAAAAUUAGUCUUUUAGAACGUUGUACGGCUCAUAAAGAAGAGAACUUGAGGAUAUCUAGAGGAUUGGCUAUUUUCUUCGAAAAGUACGAUGAAUUAAGAUCAUGGCUUAGUGGAAUAGCCAAUGCAUUUCUUCGAGGUCAUCAAGAUAUGGGAAGUGAUCUUCCAAUGGCUAAAGAUUUUUAUAAAAUCCACUGUCAGCUAUUAGAGGACUUAAGUAAACGUGGAGAUGAGAUUGAUGAAGCUCUAGCAAUUUUAUCAGGAACGAUCAUAGAAAUUGUUGAUGAAAGACAACGAUCCGCUCAAAAAAAGAAUAUUGAAGAUCGGGUAGAUGAGUUAAGAGAUUCAUGGCUUGAUUGUAGACACACGGUUGAAGCUAGAGUAAAUCUGAGUGCUCUUUAUGUCGAUUUUCAUGAAACUGCUGUAAUCUUAAGUAAAGACGUUGAUGAAAUUGAAAGUGAAUUCAAGAAAAGUACUGACAGUCUGCAAGAGAGUAUGAUUAAUAGAUUAGAGCAAAAAUGGAGCGAACUUCAACCAUUAUACAUGAAACUUACGAAUUAUGGAGCUAAAUUUUUAGCCGAAGCUGAUAUAUGCACUGAUGCGUACUUGGACAUCCCGCGUGCUCGACUCUGCGUGGAAACGACCUUGGAGCGUUUCGCCAACAAGCAACUGACCGUAACGGAAUCUUGGGAGAACUGGCAAACUUCUGUUGUAACGACGAGAGAGCAGAGAAUUGAACAGGAAAAACAAAUUGAAGAAACUACGAGAACACUAACGUGGGCUUCUAAGUUUGGAGAACAAUUGUAUCCUAUCAUGACAUCUGAGUCUAUAAAACCGUCAGUUGUCUUUCAAGAUCUUAAAAGCACUAAACUGGGUAUCCUACCGGAGUUAAAGAGAGCUGUAAGUGAGCUAGAUGUCAGGAUUAAAAGUGUUGAAAACUUCUCUAUUGGAGAUGAAAAAACGAACGAGCGAGCCAAAGGACAAAUUCUACGUGUUUAUGAACAUCUUCGAACAACUUCUACCAAUUAUCAAAUCCUUUUAGAAUCUCUGAUAUCAAUUUUCCAAAAUUUUGUUCAAAUUGAAAAUAAAACAGAUGAGAUACACGAAAUUCAAUAUGAAUUGGAGAAGUCGACGGCUGGAUUUUUAUCAGAAUCUAGUCGAAAUGAUAUUCGAUUUAAAGUCGAGGUUGUAAAAAAAAUCCACGAAUCAAUUGUCGACAUCUUAAAAAGCCUUGAGCCCACGAUUGAUCGAGUGAUAUCGAUAAUCGAAGUACAAGAACCACCUUCGGCUGCUAAAAAAGAAAUUGAAAAAUUAAAUCAGAUUUUUAAAGCAGUUUCUAUAUCAUUCGAAACAUCGUGCGCAGAAACUCAAUUAAAAUUAAGUAAACGUUUACUUUUUUGCAAUUUUGCUGAUGAUUUGGAUCGUAUCGAUGUUGAUCUUCAGUAUCUUAGUAAGCAAUUAGGUGGAAGUACUGAGACUGGAUAUCGCUUUGCUGGAGAUUCUUUGCCAUCUGCAGAAGCAGCUGCAUUAGCAUUCAUUGAAUUUGAAAAGACUAUUACAGUUUUAGAAGAUAGAAUAAAAAUAUUUAUUAAAAAAACUGAAGAUAAUUUUGAGUUAACCAGUCCGGAUUUAGCUCCUGUCGUUCAUCGUGAAUUAUCGAAGCUUCAAGAGCGAUGGAAUCAAUUAAAAUCAUUAUCACAAAGUACUCAAAAGCGAAUAAAUUUAAGUAUUGAGUAUUUUAAGCUUCUAGAGGAAGCUAAGAACUGGUCUCGAGACGGAAAUAAAUUGCUAAUAGUAAUAGCAAGAAAAACAUCAGCAAUAAAGACCCCAGACGAAGUAGAAGCAUGUUUAGAAGAUAUUGAUAAGUUUUUAAAGCCUGGGGAAGAAAUUCAAGAAAAUAGAAUUAAAAGAAUUCGAGAAUUUUCUACGAAAAUUUUUGGCACUGAUCGAUUACCACAAUUCAAUGAAGUUGUUGUUGAAAAUAGAGAAACAUUAGAUUCGUUCGCCGUGAUAGCAUCAGAGUUGAAAACUCUAGUCCAGAAUCUGAAAAAUUCUGUAGAUAUUCUUGAAGAAAAACAGAAAGAAAAAGAACGAGAUGAUGAAACAUUACGACAAUUAAAUAUUGCUAGAAUUGAAGCACGGGCAGCAUAUGAAGCAGAAAUAGAAGAAAAAAGAAUCAAUGCUGAAAUGGAGAAAAGAAAAAAAUAUGAGCAUGCAUUAAAAAGUUCAGUCUCUACUCCAACUGAAAAACAACAUACGAUUGUGGAAGAAACCGUAACUUCCGCCAAUACCACUAAGGAGAUUCGGAUUUUACAAAAGACUGCGGUGGAAGAAAGUUUACCGGUUCUAGUACCAUCACUGCCACACGUUCAUAAGCAAGUAGAUGAAUCUAAAGAGAUAAAGGUAGUGAAGGAACUUGUUUUGACUCAAGCACCCAGGUUUAUCAUACCUUUAAAUGAUUCUACCGUUGAAGAAGGUAAUCGAUUUAUCUUUGAGUGUAAAUUAGAAAAUGGAAAACCAAAGCCUGAAAUAGUGUGGUACAAAGAUGGAAUUUCAAUUUUAAAUAAUCCUGAUUAUUUACCGAGUUAUGAUGAAGAAACUAGUGUCUGUUCAUUGACUAUUGAAGAAACAUUUGCUGAAGACUCUGCUAGAUUUGCUUGCAAGGUCUCCAAUACUGCUGGAGUCGUUGAAACAGGAGCUGUUCUUAAUAUCAAAAAAGCUACUACAGAUCAGCAGUUAAGUCCUCCAGCCUUCAUAAAAGGAUUAGAGCCUUCUAUAGCGAAAAAAGGAUCACAUCAUUUUUUAUCCUGCACUGUAACAGGAAAUCCUCUACCAACAGUUCAAUGGUUCAAAGAUGAUAUAAAUAUCGACGAUUCUCCAGACUAUGUAAUUACUUACAACAAUGGAGAGGCAGUGUUGAAAUUCUUAGAAAUAUUAUCCGAUGAUAAAACUGUUUAUACUUGUACAGCUACAAAUAAAUUAGGACAAGCAUCGACCUCAGCGAAUUUAGAAGUACAAGAGGGGAAGGAAGUAGAAGUGAUUCAAACCAACGGUAUCUCUAGUUUAUCUCCAGAACCUGAUGAAGACAGUAAAGAAAUAUUAAGUUCGAAGGUCAGUUUUAUCAAGGAGCACAGGAUAAUUGAAGAAUCUCAUAUUAUUAAGAUUGAAAGCCACACGGAGGAGAUGGGAGGGAGAUUGAGUCAAGUUAAACCUGAUGCUUCAGCACAGGAAAUCAUUGCAUCCAAGACUGAAGUUGUUCCGGUGAAAAUUGAAACAUUAGAAAAAAGUUCAGCGAUGCCCGAGUAUUAUCAUAUUCCUGAAUUUAUUCAACCAAGUGUGCAAUUACCUCUUAAAGAUGUGCAAGUUUUUGAAGGAAAAACAGUGAGACUUGACUGUAUAAUUAUUGGACAGCCUGAGCCUGAAGUAAUCUGGUAUCAUGAUGAUCAGCCAGUCAAAGAAUCUGCAGAUUUCCAAUUACUAUUUCAAGGUGACAGAUGUUCGCUCAUAAUUCAAGAAGCUUUUCUUGAUGAUGCCGGAAAAUAUAAAGUUGUUGCUAUCAAUAGCAAAGGAAAAGCUUCAAGUGAAUGCAUUUUAUCUGUAAUUCCGGUUUCUGACGCUGCCAAAAAAUCUACAGAAAGCUCUUCUCCGCAAUUUUUAAAAUUAAUAUCCGACGUGAUAGUAUUAGAAGGUGAAGAUGCUAUCUUUGAAUGUCAAGUGAUAGGAGAGCCAAAACCAGAUUUGAGAUGGUAUUUUAAUAACGAAGAAAUUAUGUUUAUGCAAGAGAGAAUUACAAUGACACAUGAUGAGUCGGGAAAUUGCUCACUAAAAAUUUGCACAACAACGACUGAAGAUAAAGGAAAUUAUGUAGCAAAAGCUACAAAUCUUUUCGGAGAAGCAAAAGCAAUAGCUCGAUUAGUAGUAAAUUCAUCAAGCAAUGAUGUAUAUAAACGCGAAGAAUUAAUUACAGUAGAAGAAAAUUUAAUCCCACCAUAUUUUGAAGAUAAGUUUGAAGAAAAUCGAAUCGUCUCAGUGGGAAAUUCAACCACAUUUGAAUGCGUAGUCCGGGGAAAGCCAGCGCCAAAGAUUCAUUGGUUAUUCAAGAAUAAACCUGUGUUUGGAAAAAAUUUCCUAGUAUCUGGAUGUGGUGAAAGACAAAUUCUGACCAUACCAGAAACAAGUCAAGAACACGUGGGUUCAAUCUCGUGUGUGGCUGAAAACUCAGUGGGAAAGGCAACGUGUACUGCACAACUUGAAGUCAGAGGUGAAGAGACUCAGGUGACGGUGAAAGGGGUGGAGGACGUUGAAGUAGAUUUGGUAGCGAACAAACCCGAUAUGCAAGCUUCAAGCAGUAGUGAGAAACACUUCACAACAGAAAGGAGAGUGUCACCAGGCGACCAAGUGGAUGAGAGUGUUCUCACUAAAAUGUCGUCCUCAAUUACUCAGUCUUCAACAACAAGGUCUAGUUGUACUAAGGAAUUCAAAUCUUCUACCACAUCAAGCAUUGUUGAACCUCAAUUCCGAUCUGGACCAAACAAUUUUAUUACAAAAUCUCACGUUGAAAGCAGAGAGUACAGUAGCCAACAGAAUGGAGGUCCACCAGUUGUUCAGAGUCAAAAAAUCGAAGAGUUUGAAAAAAUUAUUCAAGACACGCCCGGACAAGUACAGCAAGAGAGAACAAAGAUUAUUACAGAAGGAACAACUACUCCAAGAAUGCAAAAACCAGCGAGAAAAAAUAUUGCUCCAAGAUUUGUAACACCUGUGACAGGAAUGAUUGUAGAUCAAGGCAGUGAUGUGAUUUUAGAAGGAAUAAUUGAUGGUUUUCCACAACCAACAAUUACUUGGUCGAAGAAUGGUCAAGAUUUGAAAGAUAACGUCAAAGCAACUUUUGAGCACAAUCAUGUUCGUCUUGAAUUAAAAAAUGUUAAUGUCAAAGAUGCUGGAAGAUAUACUUGUACAGCAGUUAAUGAUGUUGGCAAUGCCAGUAGUACGGCAGAUCUUGUUGUAAAGAAGACAAUUUUUCCACCUGUUUUUGGCAAACGUCUUCAAGCGCAAGUAGCGAAGAAAGGUGAGCGAGUAAUUAUGGAAGUAGAAAUAACAGGAACACCAGAACCUACUGUUACAUGGUAUAAAAACGAUGAACCUUUGAUGGAUGUUGACGGACAAUUGAAACAGCUUGGCAAUUGUUACUUGUUAAUUAUUGAUGCAGCUGAAAAACGACAUGCUGGUAAAUAUAUGGUUCACGCAACAAAUGCUGGAGGAGAAGCUCAAAGUAUUGCAGAUUUUGCUGUCUUCGAACCAACCCCGGAUACUAUGGUCGAAGUGCAUAAAACAAUUGUUUAUGAAAAUGUUGGUGACAAAAAUAUAAAGUUGGAAGAAAAAAAGAGUGAGUUACCUUCAGCAGCGUUAACUGCAGAGCAUAUUGCAACAACCACAAUUCAGCCAAGUUCAACAUUAAAAACUUUAAUUCCACCUUCCUCUUCCUCAUCUAAAUCCUCUCACAUUCGAAAAAUUGAAGUAAUAGAACCUAAGAGCUCACAUAAAACAGAGGAGUCAAUGAUAGAAAAAGCAAGUCGAUCUGAAUAUAUUUCUUCAACGAUUGAGUCUCAUCAAAGUGAAACAAAAUCAGAACAAAAAUUCCAUAUGAAACUUCAACAUCAAACACCUCUCCUAUUCGAUUCUGAAACACUCACGGCACCUUCGGAACCUACGAUAACGACAAAAACAACGAAAAUUAGUACAGAAGAAACCCAAAGUGGUGGACAACCAGUCUCAUCGAAGACAACAGAAUAUAUGGAGACAUCGAAAAGCGAAGGAGGAAGGGUUGAAGAAAAUGAGUAUGUUGAAACCUCAACAAUUGCUAAAAAAGAUGCUCUUAGUUUCUUUGAAUCAAUAUCCAAAGAAAGUGAAUCUACUCCAAAAGGUCCAAAAGCAAUGAUUAAGCUUACAGAAAAUGAAGAUGGAAACUAUGAUGUCAAAGUAAAUAAAUUAACAAAAAAUUACGAGCGAUCGACUACGUUUCAUGAAACAAAAAAGGCAGCUGAUAUGCCAUCAAAAAAAUCAGUCCAAGAUAUUUCUAAUAAAUUUGAAACUCCAAUUAUUACAAAAGGUGUAGAUAACGUUAUGAUUGAUUUUCCAUAUGAACAAUAUAAACUUCCAGCUUUAAAUAUUCAGAGAACCGUAUUGGAAGAUACUACAGCAUCAGGAUCACCAAUUCAUGGUACUUUAACUAUUUCGAAACUUGUAGCACAGUCAGAAAGUGCAGAACAAAUGCUUUCAGGAUUUAAUUUAGUACCAGAACCUCCACCAGAAAUUGGCUAUAUGCCCAAGCCUGAAGAAGAAUUAAAAAAACGUACAGAUAUUUCAUUUAAAGCUAAACAGCUCGAAGAAUGUCAGAAAAAAACAGUUGAUGCACCAAUAGGUGGUGUAAAAAUUUUCCCCACAUCACCAGAGAAGCAAGCUCCUGUUCCAGAAGUAAAAAAACCGGAAAUGAAAUCUAUAAAUAUUCCUCCACCAUUCGAAUUAAGCCAAACUAAAGAAUUUGCACGAAAAGAAGUCGUUGAAGAGAAAUGUAUUAAAAGAGACGUUCAUAAGAAAAAUGAUAUUAAAAUGUCAACAUAUAGUCCAGCUCCCUCAUCUCCACCUAAAUCAGAGCAGAAUGAAAAGUGGUGGUCAUCUACAUCAGAUUUAGAAACUCGUUCACAUGUUUCAACAGAUUUAUCCGAAUAUCGAUGUCAAUCCGGAGCUUCUAGUCAUUUUGAAGGUCGUGCGACGUCUCCCAAACCAUCUGCGGAUGGUUUAGCGAUGGAAAAAUCAUGGGCAAAAUCAAAAACUAGUGAGUCUAAUCGAAAAUCUUGGCCACCACCAGCCUCUGAUAAUAAAGAAACAACGAAAUGCUUUACUAAGAAAGAAGAGUGGAAAGAACCUGAGAUGGGUUUCAAAACAUCCACGCAUGAAAAACGUCAAGAAAUGGAAGAAAUACCUGGUGGAGGAUUUACAAAAACUAACAUUGAAUCUUCGACGAGCUUAGAAUCUCGUUCAUGGAGUACUCGUGAAAACCAUAUAGAACAAAAAAUUACAGAAAAACCAUCAGAACCCGCUCUACCAAAAUCAAUCAUCAAACUAGCAAAAGCUCCAUCUCCACCGAAGCAAGCUCCAGUAACAAUGUAUAAAGCAGAAACAACUAAAGUUGACCAUAUUGUGAAUUCUGUACAAGAAAAAUCAUUAAUUGAGAAGUAUUCAUCUGAAUGUGAAAUAAAAAAAAUGGAAAGUUCAGAAAAAUUCAGUUCGUACGAAGAACUAAAAGCUCCUGGAUUAGUGAAAGCUGUACCGAUUCCGAAAGUACAACUUUAUCAUGCUAUUGGAGAAGCUCCAAAAAUGGAAUCUGAAAAUAUAAAAUCAUUUAAAGAAUCAACUUCAAUGUUUAAAGGAUCUUUAGCAACAGCUCCCAAACAUCCCGUUGUUCAAUUAUACCACUCAAUACCAGAAAUGUCUAAACAGAAUGAAAUCAUUCUUGAACCUGGAACGCCACCAGAAAUUGGUUAUGUUCCUCCAUCUCCAAUUUGUGAAAAAAAGAUUGAAAAAGUUGAAAAAGCAUUGGAAAUGUCUUUAAAAUCACAACCAGCUCAAAUUCCACCACGUGCAAUCCGUACCAUUCCACCGCCAAUUCCACCAAAAGAUGUAAGAGAAACUCCGCCACCGUUACCAGCAAAAAAAUUAGAACCAUUUUCUUCUGGAUCUGCUCAAUCAUAUGAAAAAUCUUCUUCAAUGUGUAAAUAUAUAAAAAGUCAAAUGAUUGAAUCAGAUUAUGAAUCAGAUUUUGAGUCCUGCCGAUCUAAAUUUCAAUCUUAUGAAAGUGAAGAAGAGCCUAAAUAUAGACAUGUUGAGCCACCAACGCCAAGACCACCACGACCUAAAUCAUCAGAACCUGAACCACUUCCUCCUUCGCGUUUUGAAGUUCCUUCUUCAGAUGUCACAGGACCACCCAGACCAACUGUAACUUCAAUUUAUCCAUCAGAAUCGUCUUGUAAGCAGACAUCAACAAUGAUAAAUAGGACUGAAAAAAUGAUGAAACAACAACAUUAUCAAAACAAAGAAUGUUCACAAGAGCCUAUUUUGAAACCAGGUUCUCCGCCAAUUUAUGUGCAUCCUAAUCAAAAUUUAACUUCAAAGUCUCUACCAAUGAAAUGUAUAAAACCAGAGUCCCCUAAAUUUAAAGUUAAAAGCUUCAAACAAGAAAGUGGAUAUAUGGCAGAUACUGAUGAGCCUUUUCAUCAACGAGAAGGAACUUCAAACACCUUUGAGUCUAAACAAUUUAUGGAGAGUAAAAGUUAUAUGAGCUCUUCAUCUUCAUGUCAAAAAAAAGAAGAAUCCUUAUUUUCGUCUAGUCCUCAUCCUCAAUCUACUACUCCCAAGCAACAAAUUCAAAAAAGUUUUUGUGAAAAAAAUUACAUGUCAUCGACCUGUCCAAGAGGUCUUAAAAGUGAUAAGACGGAAUCAUGCUAUUCAUGGCAAAGUCAAACAAGUUCAGCUCCAAGUCCAUCCAGAUUCGCACGUGGCGAAUUCAGAGAAAGUGACUAUGAGAGUGAUUAUGAUGGACGAAUUCCACCCCUUUGGAAACCACGGAGUGAAUCUGAUAUAGAAGAUCACUCCCAUAAACCUAUGAAGUCCAAUCUUGCAGGGAAACCAAUAAAACCGGCAGUCAGUGUGACUGAAACGGAAGCAGCAAAAAAGGAGUAUGAAAGGACGGAAGAGAAAAAAACCUUUUAUCAAAAAGAAGAUAAAAAAAUUCCACAAUCAACCCCUAAACCAAUUGCUGUGCGUCAAAAAUCUGUUCUUCUUCCUGGAUCUCCACCAGAACUCGCUUUUGCUCCUCCUCGACCUUGUCAGGGAUAUGAAGGUUACUCAGGGAUGCCAUAUCAUAAUGUAAUUGGAACAGAAUUAAAAAAAACGAUGAGGAUGGAUGAAUCAACCGAAAAUAGUAGACGAGUUGUGACUGUUGAGCAAACCAGUAGAGUCAUAAAGUUUGGAGAAGAUCAAAAAUUGAAUCAACAAUCACAAACAUGUUCAACGCCAAAAUAUAAGGUACCGACACCAACCAAGUUUAUUCAAGGUCAAUUCAGAGAAUCUGAUUAUGAGAGUGACAUAGAUACAGGAAAAAUAAAACCUAAAUGGACACCAGCAGAAAGUGAUACUGAUGAUCCAUGUUAUAAAAAAGUUCAACCACCAAAAUUCAGAUCUUCAAGUGUUCCUCCACCACAAGAAAUACGUGAACGAGUUGUUACUCCAAUGGAGUUUGAUAAUCCUCCUAUUAUGGCAUCUCAUACUCAAAGUUUUGAACAACAUCUUCGAAAGUUAAAUGAAGAAAGUGAGAAAUUGAAAACAGUUAAAAAACAAAAUUACAAUUACCACACUUUACCAAUGGAGAAGAAAGAAGAAUGCAAAAGGAGUGUUGAGAGCUUUGGAGACUUUGAAUAUUUCACGAAGGAUAUGAAGAAAGCUGCAAAUCACGUAGCUUCAAAACACAUGAUGGAUAUGACAAGCAGCUUCAAGGCAAAGACUGAAAAAUUUGUCCAAGACAUCCAGUCUGAUCUUAAGCAGCAGAGUAAGCCAAUUUUAAAACAUUCUGAUAAACGUCAUCUUGAAUCGUGUAAUGAUCCUCAAGCUUAUCGUGAAGAAAAAAGGAUGGCGCAAUAUGGAACUAAACACAUUGAUCCGGAUACGGGCCUGAUCUACUUCAAGUAUGACUUUGGCUACGAGUUCGGCAUUGUAUUACCUGGGGAAGGAAAGAAGACUAUUGCCAGUAAUAGUAAAACCAUCCAAGGUCAACGACGAGCAAGUGAUAUAGAUAUCCCAAUUGUUCAUGAAUUUACAAGUCGUCAGGAGAAUGCAUUUUCUAGAGCAUCAUGGCAAAAUCAUCACCAAAAUCAACCUAAAAGUCCAGGAAAUAAAUACUCAAGUAGUUUAAAAACUGUAAAAUGGGAGCCAACAUCAGAGAGUGAAUUUUCGGAAGCUGAAGACUCGAUUAGAAGGAAGAAAAGAGGAAUGAUACCAUCCCCACCAAGUCUCUUUAUUUCUUCAAGUCCAAGUUUUCCAAAGUGGGAUCCGAGAACGCCAUCACCAAUUUCUCUCAGCCCUAGUCUUCCUAGCUUUUCGCCUAAACACUCCAGUGCUACUACAGGACCUCCUAGCAACGUUGACUCCAUUGCAGAAUCACCAUGGCCAAGUAGCAACGGAGUUUCUUGUCCUAAAGAAGUUAUUCAACCUUACCUUGAUAUAUUGCCAAAGAAAGCUCCAUUUUUUAUAACACCAUUGAGAGAUAUUGCAGUUGUCAGUGGCCAAACAGCAAGAUUUGAAUGCAUCGUUCAAGCAGAACCCCAACCAAAUAUUCUUUGGACUAAAGAUGGGAGAAUUGUUGAAAAUUCAGUAAAUUACGAAGUCUAUUAUAGAAACGGUGUUUGUCGUUUAGUCAUCUUCUGUGCCUGUCCUAGUGAUGCUGGCACUUACGUUUGUACAGCAACAAAUAGUCUUGGUUCGACGACUACUUCUGCAACACUUCAAGUCCCAGGUAAUAGAAGAUCUAUGUAUAUGGGUAAAUAAUUCAAGGUGUUGGGUAUUUCAAGAAAACUCUCUAAUCAAAAUAAUGGAAGACGAUUCAUUAGAAAAAUUCUCCCGAAAUUUUAAUGAAUAAAAGAAAAAUUUCUGAAUAACAAAAAUUAAUUUCAGUAUCUUGGGAUUCUGUUGUUACUUAUCCAUAGAAAUAAUUGCUUCCAUACGUUAAAAAUUACUCUUGUAAAAAAUGGCUUUUCUUAGCACUUUCGUCCAUAAUUCAUGAUUUUUUUGCUUUGGUGAAUGGCGUAUUGAAUGAAAGGGGAAUUUUUCAUCACAUUAGAUAAUGCACAAUAUACUAACGGUAAAUAAACAAAUACUAGUCAGUAAAAUUUAGAGAAAAAUUUUUUUAUAAUUAAAUAAGUACUCAAGUAGUACUUAAAUAUAUUUGAUCAAAUAUAUCAUUAUCACGUCAUAAUAAUAUUUAUAUUUAUUAUGAUUACUCAUAAAUCAUCGUUGAUUUUUUUGUUUUAAUUUUAAAAGUCUAUUGUAUUAUCACUAUUAAUCGUUAUUUGUUUUUUUUUUUAUUUAUUACUUAAACGAAAAAAAAUCAUUAAUCUAUAUUUAUGAUCAACGAAAUAUAUAAAUAUAUAUUUAAGGAAAAAAAUAAUAACAAUGAAUGGCAAAAAUUAUACAAGGUGUAAUUCUUACACAUUCAUUAUAGUUAUGUAAAUAAAAGUGUGCUUAUUAUAAAAAA
Molecule: messenger RNA, 16183 nt
Organism: Chelonus insularis
Lineage: Eukaryota; Metazoa; Arthropoda; Insecta; Hymenoptera; Braconidae
Exons: 45
Coding region: 532-15477 (4981 amino acids)
Molecular function (GO): phosphatidylinositol-3-phosphate binding; phosphatidylinositol-4-phosphate binding; phosphatidylinositol-5-phosphate binding
Source: RefSeq, a predicted model, not a curated record